Molecule: messenger RNA, 375 nt
Organism: Fonsecaea multimorphosa CBS 102226
Lineage: Eukaryota; Fungi; Ascomycota; Eurotiomycetes; Chaetothyriales; Herpotrichiellaceae
Exons: 1
Coding region: 1-375 (124 amino acids)
Source: RefSeq, a predicted model, not a curated record
AUGUGUUACUAUGCCAGGACCGAUUUCCGUUGCGGAGAUUGGAGAUGGGGAAAUAUGAAACAGCGUUGUCCUCGCCAACCUCGAAUUGGGGAGACGUGCGGCGCCAAACUUGUCGAUACCGACAAUCUGUCCAGAACUAAUGAAGAUUGUAAAAAUUGCCAGGAGAAGGCCGUCAAAGAGAGACGGCUUCAGAAGGAGAAGGACAACCUAAGACGAUGGAGGAGCGAAGGCGACAGAUUCGCGGCGAGUAUUGCCAAAGCCGAAGACGAGGUUACUCGCCUGGAGAAGCAGAUCGCAGAGUUAGAAUCCAGACGCACCUCUGUCGUGUUCAGCGCCAGAUCCGACUGGGUGGAGAGUCUGCCACGCAGUCAGUAA